Messenger RNA from Crotalus tigris (Tiger rattlesnake), 1893 nucleotides. It is a transcript of the gene CCNE1, whose product is annotated as cyclin E1. The coding region runs from base 170 to 1384 and encodes 404 amino acids. The record is from RefSeq and is a predicted model, not a curated record. The transcript has 12 exons. NCBI's taxonomy places the organism in Eukaryota, Metazoa, Chordata, Lepidosauria, Squamata, Viperidae. Gene Ontology annotation, molecular function: cyclin-dependent protein serine/threonine kinase regulator activity. Gene Ontology annotation, biological process: regulation of cyclin-dependent protein serine/threonine kinase activity; G1/S transition of mitotic cell cycle. Gene Ontology annotation, cellular component: centrosome; cytoplasm; nucleus.
CAGGCCCAGACGAGCCCGCCUUCCUGCGCCCGCCCGCCAACGCCGGCAUCCCUCCGCCUGCAGUCAGAAGGGGUCUCCCUCCCUCCCUCCCUGCGAAUUGGGGAAGGGGCUUCUGGGAGUGCUUGCAGAGUUUCUUGGCUGGGCCUUAUCUUGAUUCCUCCAAACCACCAUGCCUGGUGAGAGUCACUGCAGGGGCAGGAAACUUCCAGCUGAGAGUGACGGUGUUCCUGAGUUUGUUGUUCGAACCCGGAAAAGAAAAGCUGAUGUCGUAAUAUUUUUACAAGAUCCAGAUGAAGAUACUUCCAGUAUAAAUACAACCAGCAGAAAAUCAAAUGAAAGUCAGUCAAAUUAUGCUGCGUGUCCUUAUUCACACUUGCUGAUCCCUACACCAGAGAAAGAUGAAGAACUUGAGAAUGCCAACUUUGCAAAUUCUAAACAUCAAAAGCUGGUUUCGGCUAGGGAGACACCAUUGCCUGUUUUGGGUUGGGCGAAUAGAGAUGAAGUAUGGCAAAAUAUGCUCAGUAAGGAACAGAAGUAUGCAAGAGAUAAACUUUAUAUGGAAAAGCAUCCCCUUUUGGAACCUAAAAUGCGAGUAAUUCUCCUAGAUUGGCUAAUGGAGGUUUGUGCGGUCCACAGACUACAAAGAGAGACGUUUUAUUUAGCUCAGGAUUUCUUCGAUCGUUUCAUGGCAACACAACAGAACAUUGUAAAGACCCUCCUCCAGCUGAUUGGGAUAUCGUCUUUAUUUAUAGCUGCUAAACUUGAGGAGAUCUACCCGCCGAAGCUUCACCAGUUUGCCUAUGUUACCGAUGGUGCUUGCACGCAAGAAGAAAUUAUUAGCAUGGAACUCAUUAUUAUGAAGGCGCUCAAUUGGAAUCUGAGUCCCCUGACAAUCGUGUCUUGGCUAAACAUAUACAUGCAGGUCGCAUAUCUAAGCGAGAUCUGUGAGAUGCUGCUGCCACAAUAUUCUCAAGAGAUAUUCGUGCAAGUAGCCGAGCUUUUGGAUCUGUGUGUCCUCGACGUGGGCUGUUUGGAAUACACGUACGGUAUCCUGGCGGCUUCGGCAUUGUAUCACUUCUCCUCUCGCGAGUUGAUGCAGCGGGUUUCGGGAUACCAACUGAGCGACAUAGAGAAGUGUGUGAAAUGGAUGGUCCCCUUUGUGAUGGCCAUCAAGGAGGUGGGGAGUUCCAUGCUGAAGAGCUUCCGAGGAGUCCCCGCCGAAGCUUUGCACAAUAUACAAACGCACAUAAACACCUUUGGCUUGCUGAACAAAGCUCAAACCAAACAAGCUAUGUUAGCUGAGAAGAACAUGUGUUCUCCUUUGCCCACGGGUGUUCUCACCCCACCUCAGAGUAGUAAAAAACUCCCACGGACCUUGAAAUAGCUAAAGCUACGGAAGCUGCUCGUUCUCCUGAUCACCGGCUUUUUAAAAAAACGCAACUCCCUCGCCCUAUAUUUUUAUUUUCACGAUUCUGCAUUUUUGCAUGAUGCUGCCAGUGAGUUCAGAUUAAUGCUAGAAUGGAGGGGGAAAAUUCCUUUAUGUAUUUUUAUGGAAGAAACCGACUAGUUCUGAAAACUGGUUUUUCUUUUCCUUCUUUUUAAUGGAAUGUCUGUUUUUAAAGGAACUCUUUGAAUAUACCAGCCACCUCAAACAGGGAUGUGCUUGGAUUGCUGCUAAGGGAAGAGUUAUUUGAUGUGCUAAUCAGGGGGGGGGAGAGGUUUUUGCUCUCUGGAUGCUGGGAAGUCCCAACAAUGCGCUGGUUGGAGUUAGCCAUGGAAGGCAAACCUCUUCGCAGAUUUGACUUAACAGCCUGGUUUUUUUAAACAAAAUCCUUUGUAAAUGCUCUUAUGUAUCUCUAAUUUUUUUAAAUAAAGUGCGGCCCUUGCUAAUAA